AUGUGUGGCCAGCGGAGAACUGACCACCAAUUUCGGAGGCAAGCUGCUUCACAUGACAAAGCCGACGGGAAGCAAGGACCUCUUAGGCUUCCUAUGUUCGGAUUCAAUGUCAGUUCAAAGUUUGAUCGUGUAAAAGUGUCUGAUUAUGGCUGCAGGGGAGGGACCACUCUUGAUCGUGGAGUGGAGGAUAUUCAAGUUCCAUCGUCAGGGUCUCUUGAGUAG
This is a messenger RNA of Linum trigynum, 222 nucleotides long. The record is from the annotation of a GenBank genome assembly. Lineage: Eukaryota; Viridiplantae; Streptophyta; Magnoliopsida; Malpighiales; Linaceae.